Molecule: messenger RNA, 3628 nt
Organism: Nematostella vectensis (starlet sea anemone)
Lineage: Eukaryota; Metazoa; Cnidaria; Anthozoa; Actiniaria; Edwardsiidae
Product: ubiquitin-like modifier-activating enzyme 1
Exons: 34
Coding region: 200-3391 (1063 amino acids)
Biological process (GO): protein ubiquitination; DNA damage response; ubiquitin-dependent protein catabolic process
Cellular component (GO): nucleus; cytoplasm
Molecular function (GO): ubiquitin activating enzyme activity
Source: RefSeq, a predicted model, not a curated record
GCCUGGCCCCUUUCUUUUUGCACGCCGACAGGAAAAAGAAAGAAUUCAACCACACUUUGUGGGAAAAAAUAUUUCUACUUCAACUUAGAUUCGUCUGUCGGACUUCCGAGGCUCAGAUUCUUUAAACUUUGCUUCUGGGAGUACAUUUUGCGUUCGCCCAGGCUAAGAAAGAUUUGGAUUGAUUUGUUGUGCCCGGUAGAUGUCACUAGCUGGGGACCAAACGACCUCGCCGCCAGCAAAGCGCCAAAGAACUACAGAAAAUUCCGACCAUCGAACUACCAACAACUCGUUAGCCUGCAACAACCACGUUAACAACUCGUCUCAGUCUGUCAGAGACGAGGGACAAGCUGAAAAAAUGGAUAUUGACGAAGGAUUGUACUCACGGCAACUUUAUGUGUUGGGGCAUGAGGCCAUGAAAAAGAUGGCUGUUUCCAAUGUCCUCAUCUCUGGAUUGAGGGGUCUUGGUGUAGAAAUAGCCAAGAAUGUUGUGCUGGGUGGGGUGAAAUCUGUCACUCUUCACGAUACAGGAGCUGUUGAGCUCUCAGACCUCACCUCUCAGUUUUUCCUGAAUAAGAAAGAUGUUGGUAAGAACAGAGCGGAGGUCUCACAUCCAAGGAUUGCAGAGCUUAACACCUAUGUCAGUAUGUCCGUCAACACCCAGAAGCUAACAGAGGAAUUCAUCAAUAAAUUCCAGGUGGUGGUGCUCACAGAGUCCUCUCUAGAAGAGCAGCUAUGGAUCAGUGAUUUCUGUCAUUCCAAGGGAAUCAAGCUGAUCAUAUCGGACACCAAGGGUCUCUUUGGGCAAAUAUUUUGUGAUUUUGGUGAGAGCUUUACUGUGGUGGACACUAAUGGAGAGCAGCCAGUUAGCAAUAUGAUCUCUGCUGUUAGCAAGGAUGCACAGGGCGUGGUCACCUGUCUAGAUGAACAGAGACAUGGCUAUGAGACUGGUGAUUACGUCACCUUUUGUGAAGUCCAGGGAAUGACUGAAUUGAAUAAUUGUGAGCCAAGGGAAAUCAAAGUUCUAGGACCAUAUACCUUUAGUAUUGGUGAUACCUCUUCAUAUUCAGACUAUGUAAGAGGCGGCAUUGUUACUCAAGUUAAGAUGCCUAAAAUUGUCAAAUUUAAAUCUUUUCGACAGUCAUUGAUGGAGCCAGAAUUUGUACUGACAGACUUUGCAAAAAUGGAGCGACCGAGCCAACUACAUCUUGCAUUCACAUGCUUAAGUGAAUACCUCAAGAAACAUUCCUCUUACCCAAGACCAAGAAAUAAGGAAGAUGCAGAAAAGUUUGUUGCCCUGGCAAAAGAACUGAAUGGAAAGCUCUGUGCUAAGGUUGAUGAAGUAGAUGAUAAACUGCUGUCCCAGUUUGCUUUUAAUGCCAGGGGGGACAUCUGUCCGAUGCAAGGGGUCAUCGGUGGUAUAACAGCACAGGAAGUCAUGAAGGCUUGCAGUGGGAAGUUCAACCCUAUUUACCAGCUGUUGUACUUUGACUGUCUUGAGUGCUUACCAGAAGAAUCCGAUAUUCCCGAGGACCAGUGUCAGGCUACUGGCUCCAGAUAUGAUGGCCAGAUUGCAGUUUUUGGUAGUGAAUUCCAAAAGAAGCUUGGCCAACAAAAGUACUUUGUUGUUGGUGCUGGCGCCAUUGGCUGUGAACACCUGAAAAACUUUGCCAUGAUGGGGCUAGGGAGUGGUGAGGGAGGUCACAUUUACACCACAGACAUGGACACCAUUGAGAAGUCCAACCUGAAUAGGCAGUUCCUUUUCCGGCCUGCCGAUGUCCAGAAAAUGAAGUCAGAAGUGGCUGCUAGGGCUGUCAAAGUUAUGAACCCAGAUGUGAACAUCACCGCUCAUGGCAACAGAGUGGGGCCUGAGACUGAGAAGGUGUAUAAUGAUGAUUUCUUCGAGUCAUUGAGUGGAGUCACCAAUGCACUUGAUAAUGUAGAUGCAAGGAUGUACAUGGACAGAAGAUGUGUGUAUUACCGCAAGCCCCUGCUGGAAUCAGGGACACUAGGAACCAAAGGCAAUGUCCAGGUGGUGUUGCCAUUCAUGACUGAGUCAUACAGCUCUUCACAAGAUCCCCCUGAGAAGUCCAUCCCAAUCUGCACUCUGAAGAACUUUCCCAAUGCCAUCGAACAUACCCUGCAGUGGGCCAGAGAUGCAUUUGAAGGUCUCUUUACGAUUCCUGCUGAAAAUGUCAACCAGUAUGUGUGUGACCCGAAGUUCAUUGAAAGAACAGACAAGCUCCCUGGCAUGCAAGCGAUGGAGGUUUAUGAUAGUGUCAAGAAAUGUCUAGUGGAUGAAAGACCGAAGGAUUUUGCUGGAUGUGUUUCCUGGGCCCGUCACCUGUUCCAAGAAUACUACCACAACACUAUCAAACAGCUGCUCUUCAACUUCCCUGCUGAUCAGAUGACCAGCUCAGGACAGCCCUUCUGGUCUGGUCCAAAGCGUUGUCCCCACCCUCUUGUGUUUGACCCACGAGAGGGUACUCAUUUGGACUUCAUCUCUGCUGCUGCAAAUCUGCGGGCCUACAUGUAUGGCAUCACUGGGUCUAAGGAUCAGCAGUACAUUCUCGACAUACUAAAGGGUAUCACUGUACCUGAAUUCGUACCAAAGUCUGGUGUAAAAAUAGCUGUGACGGACCAAGAAGCAGAAGCUGAAAGAAACACUGGUGGGAACAUGGAUGAAGACGAUGUUGACUCCGUCAAAAGUGCCAUGCCCACUCCUGAAUCGCUUCAGGGAUUCAAAAUGAACCCAGCUGACUUCGAGAAGGAUGACGACACCAACUUCCAUAUGGACUUCAUUGUGGCGGCAUCUAAUCUGCGAGCUGCGAACUACGAUAUCCCUCCCGCAGAUAGACAUAAGAGCAAGCUGAUAGCUGGCAAGAUCAUCCCAGCCAUCGCAACAACCACAGCGAUCGUGAGUGGACUCGUCUGUCUUGAGCUCUACAAGCUUGUCCAAGGGAGUAAGAAAUAUGAAACCUUCAAAAACGGCUUCAUCAACUUGGCACUCCCGUUCUUUGGAUUCUCAGAGCCUAUCGCCGCCCCAAAAAGCAAGUACUACGACACGGAGUUCACACUGUGGGACAGGUUUGAAGUUCAAGGAAUCAAGGAAAAUGGCGAGGAGAUGACCCUACAGGAAUUUAUUGACUACUUUAAGGAGAAGGAACGCCUGGAGAUUACUAUGCUGUCGCAGGGCGUGUGUAUGCUCUACUCUUUCUUCAUGGCGCCUGCGAAGCUCAAGGAGCGCUUGGCUAGCAAGGUAAGCGAGGCCGUGGUGAAGGUAUCAAAGAAAAAGAUCAAGCCACACGUCAAAGCGCUUGUGUUGGAGCUUUGCUGUAACGACGAGAACGACGAGGAUGUCGAGGUCCCGUAUGUCCGCUACUCCUUCCGCUGAACGCACCACCGCAGGCGAACCACAGGACUCCCGCACUAGAAAAAGACUUCGGAUUGUAGCUGAUUUACACCAAGCAAUCUUGUAGUGUCGAACCAAAACGAUAAAUGCCAAGAUACUACGUCUAUGUUCGUUGUAUUUUUUUUUAGCCUGAUGUAAUGGAAUUUUCGUCUUCCUCACUUUUGUCCUCAAAAGUAAUAUCCGUUUGGUUUCGUAAAUAAAAAAAUAUAUAGUCAAAUA